AAGGAUGACCGCUCUCGUUUCUGGGCAUUAUACAAAAGAGUUGCUGAGGAACACGACGACGAGUUCCUUGAGCGAUACAACGGCGACAUGGACAUCGUGUUAAUUUUCUCUGGUCUGUUCUCUGCCGUCAGCACGGCUUUUAUUGUGGCCAUGGAGUCGAAUCUCAGUCCAGACCCCAACGAUACCACGCAUGCCUUUCUCACCCAGCUCGUCCAAAUCGGACUCGGCAAUUUCACUGCAGCGGGGUCUACGCCGGCAGCGCCAGCGUCAACCUGGUCACCGCCUACAGCCAUUAUAAGGAUCCAAUGCAUCGCCUACGCAAGCUUGUCCUUCAGCUUACUCGCUGCCUUCGGGGCCGUGCUAGGCAAGCAGUGG
Suillus subalutaceus is the source of this 375-nucleotide messenger RNA. RefSeq lists its product as uncharacterized. The record is from RefSeq and is a predicted model, not a curated record. The annotation marks the transcript as partial. Lineage: Eukaryota; Fungi; Basidiomycota; Agaricomycetes; Boletales; Suillaceae. The transcript is spliced from 2 exons.